GUCCUCCGGAAUCUGCAGCAGCUACACCAUGCAUUCCCAGGGCUUUGCACUCACCUUCCUCAUUGUUCCACUGUUGGUGUGCGGGGACUCGAGUGACACCUGGUGCUAUGACUCCCAGGACCCGAAGUGCGGCCCCACCCACUGGAAGGAGGUGGCCCCUGCCUGUGGGGGCCCAGCCCAGUCCCCCAUCAACAUUGACCUUCACUUAGUCCAGCGGGACCCCACCCUGGGACCUUUCAUCUUCCAAGGCUACAACUCAGCACCUCCAGGCCCAUGGACCCUGGAGAAUAAUGGCCAUACAGUGGUGCUCCACGUGGACGCUGGCCCGCAGAGCCUCCUGGAGAUUCGGGGCGCUGGGCUGCCCCUGCCUGCCUACCGCGCGCUGCAGCUGCACUUCCACUGGGGGGGCCCUGGGCAAGCAGGCUCAGAGCACAGCCUGGAUGGGCAGCGCCGCCCCAUGGAGAUGCAUGUGGUCCACGUGAACACGAGGUACCAGAGCCUGGGGGAGGCGCGAAGUCACCCUGACGGGCUGGCCGUGCUGGCGGUACAGUUGGCGGAGCAGGACACUGAUAAUGCCAACUUUUCCGCCCUUGUGUCGGGCCUGAAGAACGUGUCUCAGCGCGGGGCCUCGGUGAAUCUGACAUCCACCUUUCCACUGGCCUCGCUGCUGCCGGGUGCCUCCGGCCUCUUGCGCUACUACCGCUACGCAGGGUCACUGACCACACCUGGCUGCCAACCCGCGGUUGUCUGGACCGUCUUCGAGGACCCGGUCCCCAUUGGGCGUGCGCAGGUGGCCCAGUUCCAGACUGUGCCCCAGGCCGGGCUCCCUGGCUCAAGCCCCACACCACUCAGGGAGAAUUUCCGCCCACAGCAACCUCUAGGGGGGCGCAGGGUAUCAGCCUCUUUCGGUGCCUCCAUCCGUGCAGCAGCCUCGGUCCCCACUGCGUUCCUAGCCCCUGUGCAUGGGGCUCUGCUGAGCCUGGGCCUCAAUUUGUGGCUCCGGCAGGACCCCUAGGAGCCAGAUUCAACCCCUUCCCACAAUAAACGAUGCAGAGUGA
Molecule: messenger RNA, 1058 nt
Organism: Neogale vison (American mink)
Lineage: Eukaryota; Metazoa; Chordata; Mammalia; Carnivora; Mustelidae
Product: carbonic anhydrase 15-like
Exons: 8
Coding region: 29-1015 (328 amino acids)
Cellular component (GO): plasma membrane
Molecular function (GO): carbonate dehydratase activity; zinc ion binding
Source: RefSeq, a predicted model, not a curated record